AUGCCAGCAUUGUCGUCCAUCGUUAUUGACGCCUCUCCUCAAGACGUCUGGAAUGUCCUCGUUGACUUCCCCAGGUGGCCAGAGUGGAACACUUGGUUCCUAUCUAUUCGUGCCCAUUCAACCCCUGUUGAACUAGGCACUCUGGUCACAUUCACAAACGCCAUGUCUGAGACCGCUAAGCCCGGAACCUAUACAGCGCGCAUCACCACUUGGCAACCCGACAAGACAGAGUUCGCCUGGAAGGGUGGCCCAUUGCCAGAGUGGCUGGCGUGGACUCUGAGGGGCUAUCAUUGGUUUAGGCUCGUGCCACAGGACGGUGGGAAGAAGACGCUGUUCGAUCAUGGCGAAGACGUCGAAGGAUUGCUGAGCGUGUUGGUUCCCGGCAGUAUGGUGAAAGACCUGGUCAAGCAGCUGGACAAGUUCAAUGGCGAGUUGAAGCAACGGGUUGAAAAAGGUCCACAAGCCAGCACGACGUGA
Messenger RNA from Fonsecaea nubica, 477 nucleotides. RefSeq lists its product as hypothetical. The transcript has a single exon. NCBI's taxonomy places the organism in Eukaryota, Fungi, Ascomycota, Eurotiomycetes, Chaetothyriales, Herpotrichiellaceae. Bases 1 to 477 code for a protein of 158 amino acids. The record is from RefSeq and is a predicted model, not a curated record.